UAAUAACAAAUGAAAAAGGAAAAAACAUGACUUUUACUAAUCUAUUCUAGUGGAAAUUUUCGUUCCUGCGUUCGGAAAAGUGCUUUCAGACCAAAAAAGUUUCGGUUUUAACAUAAUCUACUAAUCUUUAAUUUUAUCGAACGGAACAACUUAAACUUAACCAGCUUUGGUGUUUUGCAACUUCAAUUUUCUGGAUUUGGUGUUUCGAUGGCUAAAAUCGCAUUAGGGUGCGAGCCAGUGGUGGGUUCACUCACCCCAUCAAAGAAGAAAGAAUACAGGGUCACCAACAGGCUCCAAGAAGGCAAGCGUCCCCUUUACGCCGUCGUCUUCAACUUCAUUGACUGUCGUUACUUUAACGUCUUCGCCACCGUAGGCGGCAACCGGGUGACUGUUUAUCAAUGCCUUGAAGGAGGUGUCAUAGCGGUUUUGCAGUCAUAUGUUGAUGAAGAUAAGGAUGAAUCUUUUUACACAGUGAGUUGGGCGUGCAACAUUGACGGGACUCCAUUUGUUGUAGCUGGAGGAAUUAAUGGUAUUAUCCGGGUUAUUGAUGCCAGCAAUGAGAAGAUACACAAGAGUUUUGUUGGCCAUGGGGACUCAAUAAAUGAAAUCAGGACUCAACCCCUAAAACCCUCACUUGUGGUGUCUGCAAGUAAAGAUGAAUCUGUUCGGCUGUGGAAUGUUCACACUGGAAUUUGCAUUUUGGUAUUUGCUGGAGCUGGGGGUCACCGCAAUGAAGUUUUGAGUGUGGACUUCCAUCCAUCAGACAUAUACCGGAUCGCAAGUUGUGGUAUGGACAACACUGUCAAGAUUUGGUCAAUGAAAGAGUUUUGGACAUAUGUAGAGAAGUCAUUUACAUGGACUGAUCUUCCUUCAAAAUUCCCAACAAAAUAUGUACAAUUUCCUGUAUUCAUAGCUUCAGUGCAUUCAAACUAUGUUGACUGCAAUCGGUGGCUCGGUGAUUUUAUUCUGUCAAAGAGUGUGGACAAUGAAAUUGUGCUUUGGGAACCAAAAAUGAAGGAACAGUCUCCUGGGGAGGGUACUGUUGACAUCCUUCAAAAAUACCCUGUUCCUGAAUGCGAUAUUUGGUUCAUCAAGUUUUCCUGUGAUUUCCACUAUAAUGCAGCUGCCAUAGGAAAUAGAGAAGGGAAGAUCUAUGUUUGGGAAUUGCAAAGUAGUCCACCUGUUCUUGUUGCAAGGCUCUCUCAUAAUCAAUCCAAAUCUGCUAUUCGACAGACUGCAAUGUCCUUCGAUGGGAGCACUAUCCUUAGCUGCUGCGAGGAUGGAACGAUAUGGCGCUGGGAUGCACUAUCAUCUCCCCAAGUCUAGGUCUACCCGAUUGAUACAUCAGAAAUUUGCUAUCAUAGCUUAUUUUUGGCACUGUAGUUUUGAUAUAUGUAUUUCUUUUUCCUUUUUUUUCCAUUUAGUUAAACAAGUGCAAUUAUAUGUAUAAACAAGAUUAAUAUGGAAACCCAAGUUAUCAAAACUUUUGCGAA
Molecule: messenger RNA, 1493 nt
Organism: Jatropha curcas
Lineage: Eukaryota; Viridiplantae; Streptophyta; Magnoliopsida; Malpighiales; Euphorbiaceae
Gene: FIE
Product: Transducin/WD40 repeat-like superfamily protein
Molecular function (GO): protein binding
Source: RefSeq, a predicted model, not a curated record